Antrostomus carolinensis (chuck-will's-widow) is the source of this 279-nucleotide messenger RNA. Its product is annotated as protein FAM240B-like. The transcript is spliced from 2 exons. NCBI's taxonomy places the organism in Eukaryota, Metazoa, Chordata, Aves, Caprimulgiformes, Caprimulgidae. Bases 1 to 279 code for a protein of 92 amino acids. The record is from RefSeq and is a predicted model, not a curated record.
AUGAGCAAGCAUGCCAACUGUAGACGCCACAAGAUGGGUGGUCAGGAUGCAGAAGGGCUGAAGAACUUCUGGGAAAAAGUCAUCCAAGAGCAAACUAAGCAACGAGAAGUUGAAGAGUCUAGGUUAAGCAAAAGUGCCCUGAACAAACUCCGCCAGGAAUGGACUCUGCAGUUGGAAGGUCGAGCAAGGCAGGUCCAGGCACCCACGAAAACACUGAAAGAACAGAUGACGCCACUGUCCAUUGAGGCUCUUCCCUUACCAGAUAAAACUGCUGCUUAA